Molecule: messenger RNA, 1182 nt
Organism: Huiozyma naganishii CBS 8797
Lineage: Eukaryota; Fungi; Ascomycota; Saccharomycetes; Saccharomycetales; Saccharomycetaceae
Gene: MRM1
Product: Mrm1p
Exons: 1
Coding region: 1-1182 (393 amino acids)
Biological process (GO): rRNA methylation
Cellular component (GO): mitochondrion
Molecular function (GO): RNA binding; RNA methyltransferase activity
Source: RefSeq, a predicted model, not a curated record
AUGCUUUACCUACGUCGGGCAUUUAGCACAUCUUUCAGAGACUUACAGCAUAGAGCAACCCGCAAGAGCCGGUCAUCAUUCGAUAAAAGCUUCGACAGUGUAGCGAAGAGGAAAGCCAAGGCAUGGGAAUCAUCCGAUCUGGAUAAAGAUACUUGGUUUAAAAAGAAAUACUCGCAUGUCCACGCCAAUAGGUCUCCGACGGUAGACAGGUAUGGGAAAAAGGCUGCACAUUUGGAUAAAUUGGCGCAUCUCAAAGAAGAGGGGAAGGAAAGACGCCUUGAACACCGGAGCAAAUUCGGUAAAAGGCACGCAUACAGUGGACUCGCGGUGAAUCCGCUAAUGGAGUACGUAUAUGGCACAAACUGUGUUCUUGCCGCGUUACAUAACCCGAACAGACAGUACUAUUCCAGACUACUGUAUUCCACUGGUCACGUCAACCCUAAAAUCGAGGAGGUAAUUAAGGAAAGAGAGAUAGAAAUAGAGUGUACCAAGACAGAUAAGCACGAACUCAACCUUUUAACGAAAAAUGGUGCGCACAAUGGUGUUGUACUAGAAACGAAACCCAUCGAACCAAAAGACCUUUCGUACCUUGGGGUGGUGCACCCGGAGAAUCCCACUUUCGAAGUAAUAGAAGACGCAGGAUUGUCAACAGUCAAAUACGUAGAUAGCGGGACGAAGCAAUUCCCGUUGGGGGUGUACUUGGACGAGAUCACGGACCCGCACAACUUGGGUGCGAUCAUCCGCAGUGCAUACUACCUUGGAGCCGAUUUCCUCGUCGUGUCCCAAAGUAACUGCGCCCCCUUGUCCCCCGUGGUGAACAAAGCCAGCAGUGGGGCCAUGGAGUUUAUGCUGGUAUACUCCGUAGAUAAUCCUGUCGAAUUCGCCGCCAAGUCGCAAGACGUGGGCGGAUGGACGUUCGUGGCAGGCCACUUGGCCGAUCCCGCUAAGAAGGGGCAAUACGACGGAAAGAAUAUCCCAAUGACGGAAUUGAGCACACUACCCACAAGAAGUCCAACCAUUCUCAUGGUCGGAAAUGAGGGGGCCGGGGUGCGAUCCGCUCUCAGAACGAAGAGCGACUUCCUCGUGCAGAUCCCCACGGCAAGACCCGACUCUCCAGUAGAUUCACUGAACGUUAGUGUGGCAACCGCUCUACUUCUGAACCACCUACUCCCCGCAGAAUGA